AUGGGAUCUUGGUUUGCGAACGUGAGGGCGCCGAAGGAGGGAUGGAGACUGGAUAUUGUAUCGCUAUUGGCAGUCAUUGGGGAAGGGAGCAUGGAAGCACAUAUGCAACCCAUGACUUCAAGUUGGACAUGCAUUCUCCCUCGAAUAAUGCCAGCUCCCCAAGCUCUCCUCAAACCAAGUCGACCAACACGAAUGCCCUCAUUUCCUGCAUCCGUCGUCGGUGUCAGUAACGGCACCUUUGUGCCUGUCCUCAAUUUCUUCCCAAGCAUCAUCCAUCCUAUCGACGACCUACCAGCAUUCGCGUUUAAACUCCUACAAAUCAAACGCAAAAGCGAUAUCCGACCCAGCGAUGCCGAACCGACGACAAGUGAGAAGACAAUAGUGUCAGGAAAUGACGCCGGGGGGGAGGAAGCUCAAAUAUUCGAACCCACAGUGCGGCGCCGCGAGUCUACGUUGAGACAAAUCACCAAGGCGGCUACGAAGGUGUUACUUUCUGCGGAGCCACAUAUACCGACCAAGACAUUCUCUCCCCUUAAUGUGUUAUCAGUCAUAUCCUGUUUUCUCACGAUAGGACUGUUAAUAUGGGCGGCUCUCAUCGAAGACGGGACCGCCUGCGUAGCAUUAGGAAGCAUCUCCCUAGCAUCCUGCAUCGUGGGAUACGGAUCAUGGUGGUCACCUAUCCUAAAACAACGAGUAUUCCACGGCUACGUCCCAGCUGGCGACGUCGUCAUCCGUACUCGUGAAGGAGCCUUCAUAGUUGUAAAAUGCGACGAAGAAGUAGCGCGCGAACUCUACACCGGAACAGAAGAAUGCCAUUACUGGACCUCCACCAAAAUGUACCGCGUCCUCGUCGGUAUCGGCACUUUCCUCCUCAUGAUCUCGGUUGUGCUUCUAGGCAAUUGCGAUUUCCCAAUGCAAGCCGCAAUCGGCGGGUCGUAUAUCGCUCUGAACGGCGCCUUCUGGCUCAUCUCCCUGUUAGGCAAAGAUGCAUUCUGGGAUAUGUCCGUCUACGAAUGCACAGACAUAACACCCUCAGACGCCGCAUUCGCAGAAGAAUCCCACCCCCCAGACGUCGAAGGCAUCGCGAGCUACACACGCAGCCUCUGGUACGCGAUCCGCGAAACCGGCGGCGAAACAGCAUGGGCUCGCAUCAGCGGCGCGGCCCCCCAGACCAAGGAAUGGCGGGAUUGGCUUACUGAAGCGGGCGAGAAAGCGAAAGUUUCGGAGAGAUAUUGGCCUGCGGUGGAGCGACGCGGCGUGCUUAUUGGGACGGCGGAUCCGGCGAUCAGUGAUAGUAUUCAUGGGCCCAGUAGAGAGGAUUCUGGGUUUCCGGAGCAGCAUGCACCAGCGACGCAGAUUCCGCCGCCAGCUACAAGAUGA
This is a messenger RNA of Glarea lozoyensis ATCC 20868, 1380 nucleotides long. RefSeq lists its product as uncharacterized. The transcript is spliced from 2 exons. The record is from RefSeq and is a predicted model, not a curated record. Bases 1 to 1380 code for a protein of 459 amino acids. NCBI's taxonomy places the organism in Eukaryota, Fungi, Ascomycota, Leotiomycetes, Helotiales, Helotiaceae.